CUAGCCUUUUAACACCCACACCUGACUCCUCAAUAGUGGUGUUUAUUUCACGGAAAACCUAAAAUCCGGGAGUAAAAUGGAGUGUAGAAAACACGUAGAGAGAGUGAAUACUUUCAAGCAGCGUGGGAACACGCAUAAAUGGAGGGAACACUUUGAAGAGAAUCAAUGAUGUUAGGACUCUUAUUGUGAAGGCUUAUCGCCGGAAGUUGUGCUGUUGCCGUUCAGACUGCCAUCACGGAAGAAGAAUUGAGCUCGUGCCACUUCUAAAACACAUAAAUUAAGGCCAUGAAAAAGAGGUUUAACAUCAAUUUAGACGAUUCGGCGUUCAGUAAGGAGAGAAGCCCGCCGAAGCAGCAAUUCCAGCCUUCAUCUAGAGCAGGACCAGCGAAUGCAACUUCAGCUGUAUCCGGUGGGACGUCAGGCGCGCAGCCACUGUCCUACGCUGAAUACAUCAUCCAGAGUAAAAACAAAGCUCCUCACGUCGAUGUUGGCCCUAAACUCAAGACCAGUGACCUCAAGGAGGCUGUGGGUUUGGAGCAAAAGGUGUGCGAUGCAGUGACAGCUGGAGACAUGAGUGGAGCAGAUGACGCUAAGAAGACUGUUGAGGUUGCUGGUACCGAUUUGAAUGACAGACAAAAGUCAGAUCCUUGCCUUGUACCCAAAGCCGUGGGCUUCGGCAGCUCCAUUGUAGUCAGCCCGAGACAGAGGGGAAAUCCUAUUCUCAAGUUUGUCAGAAGUGUUCCGUGGGAGUUCGGAGAGGUUGUGCCCGACUACGUCCUGGGUCAGACCACCUGUGCCCUUUUUCUCAGCCUAAGGUACCAUAACCUCAAUCCAAACUACAUCCAUGACCGGCUAAAGCAGCUUGGACAGACCUUUACCCUCAGAGUCUUGCUAGUUCAAGUAGAUGUGAAAGAUCCUCAUCAUGCACUGAAGGAGCUUGCUCGAAUCUGCAUCAUGGCAGACUGCACUCUUAUUCUGGCUUGGAGUCCAGAGGAAGCAGGCCGUUACUUGGAAACGUACAAGUCAUAUGAGAAGAAACCUGCAGACCUCCUGAAGGAACAAGUGGAGAAGGACUACCUGUCUAAGGUGACCGACUGCCUGACAACUGUCAAGUCCAUUAACAAAACCGAUGCGAUUACGCUGCUCUCCACUUUCUCAUCUGUAGAUGGAAUCAUGAGUGCUUCCAAAGAAGACCUGGUUGUUUGUCCGGGCCUUGGACCACAAAAAGCAAGAAGACUCCAUGAUGUCCUCCACAAACCUUUUUUGAAGUCGAAGACAAAAGAUAGUUGACAAAAUAUCCACUUGUUGUGAGAGAUGAAAUGAUGUAUAAUUGACAAUUAUAUCAAUUACUGUCAGACCAUUUUAGACAUCAAGAAGAAUGUUUCUACUCUAACAAUGACGAUAUUUGUGUGGGCAAAAA
Synchiropus splendidus (mandarinfish) is the source of this 1420-nucleotide messenger RNA. It is a transcript of the gene ercc1, whose product is annotated as excision repair cross-complementation group 1. Gene Ontology annotation, molecular function: single-stranded DNA binding; damaged DNA binding. The coding region runs from base 286 to 1290 and encodes 334 amino acids. NCBI's taxonomy places the organism in Eukaryota, Metazoa, Chordata, Actinopteri, Syngnathiformes, Callionymidae. Gene Ontology annotation, cellular component: nucleus; ERCC4-ERCC1 complex; nucleotide-excision repair factor 1 complex. The transcript is spliced from 10 exons. The record is from RefSeq and is a predicted model, not a curated record. Gene Ontology annotation, biological process: meiotic mismatch repair; nucleotide-excision repair; mitotic recombination.